AUGUCGGAGAUAGAUUAUACCAAAAUUAAACAGAUCCCUACAGCACCCAAAGUCAUGAUUCUUCUAUUAGAAAAAAAGCUUACCAGCUAUCCACAGUACCUUCAACUUAGCUCCAAGUUCGAAUUAAUUUUUGACAAACCUGAUGCAUUUCAGAUGUCUGCGCAGUUUAGUAUUUCACACAUAAGUGUACCGGUGAAAAGCCUCAGCUUCUGUGAACGUCACAUAGCUGUAGCAACUUCAUACGCACUGACAGAGAUCAUUGAACUGGAGGAAGGUUAUGGAGUUCGAGUCAGAAGAUUGGAGCGGCAACUUGCCAGUCUUACUGGAAACAUUGUCGUGGAUAACAAGAUGACUGCCUUUGCUGCUGAGAUGCAACGGGCCUUGGAGGGUCUACAACGGCAUCUCUCGGCCACAGUGAACCUCUCAGAAAACUUGCGAGCCCAACUGCAGAUGUGCGCAAUGAAUCCAACUAAUGCUGCUCAAUGCUUUCUUGACUUGGAACCCAAAUUUGCACACUACACCGCCUACCUGGUGCAUCUCAGCCAGCUGAUGAAUGCCUAUGAGAAGAUUGGCAUUAAAAACCAGGAGGUUUGCUUUGAACUGACACCAGUCACUGAAACCCCUCCUCCGUCCGCUAGCGCCCCGACUUUCAAUAUGGAUGCCAAGGCAGCUGGAGGUAACGAUGACAUCGAGACCCUUAUUGGAGCCAGACAGUUCCUGGAGCAACUCUUCAUUCCGCAGGCCCACCUCACCUCCUACGAGAGUCUGUUGGGCUACCUGGCACGCUAUUCAGCCCGCUCACAAAAUCCCACUCGCGAGCUUGAAGCGGCCAUGGCAGUUGUUCGGCAGGCCAGCAGAAGGGCAGUGGAACUGCAACAGCUAUGGCCCUUCGUGGCGGACAUGCCUUCAGAACUGGGAGCAGUACCCCCCAAGGACGUUGUGAUUCAAGAUUUGGAGAAAUUACCGAAGCCCCUAGUUCGGAUGACCCGCCUGACAGUAAAUCGACGCAAAGGUGGGAGAGUUAGGCCAGAGCGCAACACUGAUGGCUUUCUUCUCCUCGAUCCGAAUCAUCUGAUCUUUUUGAGGGAACAGUCAGAACCUGUGGAUACACCCAUGUAUGCUGUGGCAUGGAAGACUCCCGUGAGUCAUCUUGCGUUUUGUACUCUUCUUAUUCUAUCUUGUGACUGUUCCUAA
Messenger RNA from Dibothriocephalus latus, 1194 nucleotides. NCBI's taxonomy places the organism in Eukaryota, Metazoa, Platyhelminthes, Cestoda, Diphyllobothriidea, Diphyllobothriidae. The record is from the annotation of a GenBank genome assembly.